UAUAAUUGCAUUGCAAGUUGCAAGGCAAAAUUGCAUAGUGUAACAGCGUCUUUAUACUGUGAUGUCGCGUAGAUUGCGGUCAAAGCAUGUUCCUGAAAAACCCCAUAUAUUGAAAAAACAUAAAACAAAAAGAAAACACAAUACGACUACCGAUGUGUUCGUAGACACUCUCUAGCAUGCGUCAAUACAGAAGAGUUUUUUCAGGAAAAUCGUUCCGGCGCUCUUGCGACAGUCUCGAAGCAUGCUAUGUAGCAAUGAGAAGAUUGUCAAAAAUGUUGCAAAGCACUCGUAUCAUGCGUCAGAAUAACAAUAUAAUGUAACUGUUGCUAAGUGCGUGGAUGAAUAUGUUUGCCUCUCUUAAUAAUAAGCUAUCCGCGAUAUUACACAGCCAUUUACUAGAUGCUUGUUGUGAAACGCAGUUUCGUUAUUAAAUUGCCGAGAACGCUGAUGAAUCGUCGAAUAGUUUGUGUGUUAUGUGCGAUUGCAGUUGUGGUUUACGGCAUUGUCUAUUAUAACUCGUCAUUUAGGAUGCGUCAAGAGAGCAAGUCUCUUCGUCCCGAUAUGACAGUCGGACAUUCGUCAAAGGAAAAGCAAUUUGCUAAGGCAACAUUCCUACGAAUCAAGGAAACUUUUUCCAAGAUUAAGAAAGAAUUUCGACGUGCUAAGAAGCGAUUUUCAACCAGAUAUGUUAAUUCACAACAACAGUUUAAGAACCUUUCCUAUCCUGAGAACCUUUUUUUGCUAGUUUUAGUUCCGAGUUUACCAAACGCAAUGAUCAGUCGAAUUGCUGUAAGAUUAAGUUGGGCUCGCAAUCGUAGAGCGUCGAAAAGGGGUGAUUUCACUGAUGGCCGCACCUACCGGGUGCUUUUUGUCAUAAGAGAGCAAACGGAAAGCAGGAACAGUUUAACACAAGAGUCGAAAAAAUUUGAGGAUAUUUUGCAACUCGCAAAACAAGAUGGAGAUCGAGAUAUAUCAAAUAUGAUAGUGCCUGCUAUCGACCAUAUUCGUUCAUUGAAAUGUGAGCCGAAAUUUGUUUUAGCGCUGGCUGGUGAUACCUUCGUAAAUAUUCCUGAGGUUGUUUCUUGGUUAUCCAUGCCCAAUCAAAACGUAAAAUAUGUCGGGAACGUUGAAAUGGCAAGGAGCACCAGUGAUGACGAUGUUGAAAUACCUUACUGUGUUGAAGGAGCGUAUAUAUUGGCUGGAGAAAUACUCCCGGGAAUCGUGAAUGCUAGCAGAGUCAUUCUUCCCUCCAACCAUGACAAAAAUGAAGCAAUGUAUGUAGGAAAAUUAGCACAUUCUCUUGGAAUAAAGCCGCACCACGAUGCUAGAUUCAAACCGCGUCUGUUUGACGAUUUGAAUAUUCGUGAUAUUAAUCCAUGUUCAAUAAAGAAAGUGGUCUUUGUUCAUCAUGUGUUUCGCAUUAGACAUAUAUUACUCCAUUCUAAGGCGACUGUUGUAGGGAAACAACCGUGUGUCACAUGAUUGCGUCAUCUGGUGAAUAAAAGUAAACGACGUUUUUUUCCCACACGAGCAUUUCCAUUAAUUUUCAGCAACUUUUUGAACCAUGUUCGUUGGGUGCAGCGCAACAUUGUUUAGUUCUGUUUCAGCAACCGGGAACAACGACAGUUAACGUGAUCAUUUUUACUCGUGUAUAACAUGCAUGCAUGAGUAAGAGAUUUGAAAACCAAACUGUUAAUUAAGGCAGAUUAUUUAGACAACAAAAUACUCAUUUCUAGUAGUAAUAGCAUACCUUUGAAAAACCUACUGUGUAUUUCAAAGGUAGCCGGAUAACAAAAGUGAGUAUUAUACGCGACUUGACAACUACAUGCCGAAUCUAGAUUAUAUUAGAUAAGAGGUCACUGGCAAAUAGGGCCGCAUGGACGUAAAAAUGAAACUAAAAGUUACAAUGAAAAUGGAUUAAAAUUCACAAACCACUGAUAUCUUUACUUGCGAAGCAGAUCGUACACUAACUACCACAGAGAUAUAAUAUUUUUUAAAAGAGCUUGUUAAUAUAUUUAAACUGGCAAAUGUAACGUAAAUUUAGAAAUUAUAUUUAUAUCCAUACAUUUUUAUAAUAUAACGUAAGCUAGCCCAUU
Molecule: messenger RNA, 2096 nt
Organism: Dendronephthya gigantea
Lineage: Eukaryota; Metazoa; Cnidaria; Anthozoa; Malacalcyonacea; Nephtheidae
Product: UDP-GalNAc:beta-1,3-N-acetylgalactosaminyltransferase 1-like
Exons: 1
Coding region: 400-1482 (360 amino acids)
Cellular component (GO): membrane
Molecular function (GO): hexosyltransferase activity
Source: RefSeq, a predicted model, not a curated record